AUGUCCGGUUGCUUGUCGUCAUCUAUGACAGGAUCGACAGAUGCGGGGCCGCUGCAGCCCCAGGAAGAACCCGCUUCGCUUCCCGUCGCUCGACCAUCGUCCUUGUCGGAGGACAACGGUUCGUCCGCACGGCGAGGUAGUCGUCAUCGUCACCAGUCGCGACGUAGGAUGACGUCCGCUCCGCCGUCUGGGCAAGCAAUACAAUUGACACCUCUUUGGGAACACGUGGUGCGUACGCGUAGGUUUCCGUCCGAAGUCGACACGCAGGCCACCUUCAUCGAGAUCUCCGAGAGACUUCGGGAUCCGGAAUGGGAGGUUCGCCAACACGCCCUGCGGGUGCUGAUGGACGUUUUACCAACGUUGAACACCGAUGUCGUUGACAAGGUCAUGCAACCAGUGGUGCCGGAGCUGAUCAAUAAUUUGGGACAUCCAGCGCCGGCGGUUCGUAAGGGCGCCUUGGACACGCUGCGGGUCUACCUGGUUCAUAGCCCCAACAGAGAAAACAUGGUUAAAAACAUCCUUCACGACGGUUUGAAUCGCCCGGAUGCUCAUAAUCCGUUUCAAACAAACGUGACGACAGGCGUGAUCCUGAGCGCACCUCUACUGCUCUUUCCAUCCUCGAAUAGUCCUCCUCCAACAACGCAGAUCCUGAAGGAUGCCACGAUCGCCUUCGCCUCGCGAUUGGUCCAGGUACCACAUCAAGAAGCCGUUCUGAAAUCUCUCAUGAAGAUCCGUGACGCAGUCGGUGAGGAAGAAUUCGAGAGUUACUUGGCAGAUUAUGACGACAAGUUUAAGAAGAACAUCGAUGUUCUCUCCAAAAUCUACAAUAUCAAGUCGACCAAAAAGAAGCAAGAUAAGAAUCGCAAGCAGGACAUUAUGAAGGCUGAUAAGAAAGAGCGCACCUUCGACAAAUCCUGGGAUAGCGACAGCGACACUUCUGGUAUCGCCGAGGAGGAAGACGAGAUACCACCGUCGAGAGUCGUUCUAGAGACCGAGAUCAAGUUCAACGAGGAGACGGCCAUCACGAUGACAAUCCUGGAGGAAAAGGACGAUGAUGAUAGCGAGGACAACGAAGGGAAGAAAAACAAGAUUGGUAACGAUAUGAUGAACGGGAUCAUUGAGGAAUCAUCGUCCGCAGAUAAACGCAGGACACCCAGACGCGUCCACUUUGGCGGCGAGAUCGUGAAGCUAAGGACACCCGACAGCGACGAUACAGAAUCGAUCGAGAUAACGCCCAAGACGAGGAUCCCACUUCCGGUGUCGCCGGCCACAAAGAUGCCGGAAAUGAUGAGGAGACGACCAUCAUCGCAACCCUGCAGUCCUCACAUAGAGAAGCGAGGAUCAAGGAGGGCUUCCAGGUCGGCAUCCAGCAGUCCCAAGAGAGAGUACACGCACAACGCGCAGCUGAGUCCUAAGAAGAGUAUUCUGACGAAGACAGGUGGACCUUUAAUUGUAAUCAAUUCGGCGACGCCGACGGAAGAAAUGAAGAACGCGAAGAAAAUUAAAAAAAGUAGUGAAACGAUUCUAGAAAGUGAAGCCCCUCGCAGUAGUUUGCAAGAAACUAAUGAAAUAUCAAAGAAAGAAGAAAUUAUAUUAGUUCAGACUACUCCACCGUCAGCAAAUAGUGAAGACAACUUGACAAUAAAGAGCAAGGAUGAAAAUGAUCUGUCUAAAUCAGUUCAGGUUGCAACGAUAGAAGUCUCGAAAAAUAUAUCUUUGAAGGGGGAGCAAGCGAUGAUUCUUAAGAGAGACAGUAACGCGGACACGAUUGAUCCGAACAGAAGCAAUAUUUCUGAAGCCUCUUCGAGGCAAGAGAGGAAUUACGUGACGACAAAAUCAUCAAGUCCAGAACGGAAGAAGACACUCCGAGAUAAGGACGACAGCUUCGAGUUAGAAAGGGAAUGUUUGAACGAACAGAAGUUGUCGGGAAACAGUUUGUCUCGCAGGUCCAACAGUUUCCCUUUCGGAUCGCCAGUAAACGAGUGCAAUGCUCAAAUAGAUCGUCUGAUCGACGACGACUUCAUCGACGAUGACGACGAAGACGAUGAACGGGACGUGCGUACCUGCGGCAUGAUUACGGACGAUCGUGCGGUGACUGUUGUGAACGGCGAGGGACGAAAAGAGUGGCGCAGCCAGUACGAUAAAAAGGAAGGGAAUGCGUUGGAGGGGAACGAAAGUGUCACUUGUAGUAGCAGCGAGGGCGAGGGCAAACCGCAGGAACCCAGCUGGGAGGAAUUGGGGUUGGUUGGCCAGGAGGUGUUGGAUGACCUGCACAACAAGGACGACUGGCGAGCUCGUGUCAGAGGUCUGGAAAGAGUUGCGUCGGCUCUGCGAACGUCCUCGGCGCUAAUCGCGAUAGAGUCGCGAUUAGGAUCGCUCUUGCAUGCGGUGCUCGGCGGCGAAAGGAGCUGCCGCGUGGCCGCCGCCGGCUUAGCGGUAGCGAAGGUUGUGGUCGCCGGUGUCUCGGAGGAUGCACUAAGAAAGAAAUUGCCGCAGCUGGCCUGGGGCCUGGCUAGACAGGGUGGUCCAUCCGCGGCGCAGAUCGCUCGAAUCGCGAUGUUACGGCUCAAACCUAGCCUGCUCUUGGAACAAUUACUGCAGCCGCAUUGUCUGAGCGCCAGAAACACUAAGACAAGAGAGAACGCGUUGCAGCUGCUGAUCUUCUCGCUGGUGACGUUUCCCAGCACCGAGUUCAAGCUGGAAAUCGUGGCCAGCCGAGUGGCGGCGAUGGUCGCAGAUCGGCGACGCAGAGUACGCCAGGCUGCGCUCGACACCUUGGCUGUUUUAGGACAGAUCUACGAUUCCGAGGAGGUCAUUGAAGCGGGAAGACGGGCGGGUGAAGGAAAUCCCGACGCCGAGGCGAUGCUGGCCGCCAUCAGAGCACGGCUGGCUAGGAAGUCACUACCCCUGGUGUCGGCCGAUGGUCUCGUGGUGUACGGUUUGCAAAUUUCACCGACUGUUCAGAUCGCUACUGGUCCUGAUGUCGAUUGGAUCGUGGCGGGAAGCGGUUCAGUCUCACCUGGCACUGGUCGUAGUAGAGGUCAGAUUAUCGCCACGUCCAGAUCGGCACAGGGUAGAGCAUCCAGAAACGAUUUUCUAAAUAACCGCGAGAGUCCGUGGAUAGAGAGACCCAAUCUCGUUGCCUUGGGUGUCGGACUACAAUCCAAGACUGAGCAAUCGACGGCCUGGCAGUCGCAAACUAACAACAAUGAAAAUGAUAUAAAAGGACUGAAUGGGCGAAAUGCAAAUGCGGGGGUGUCUUCAAAUGCCAAUUUAAGAUUCGAGGAGCAAUUGCGAUCAUUUUACACGCCAUUGAAUCAGUACGAUUUUGUCGGAACGGAUGCUAAGAAUAAUAGAGAGAUUUCUGACAACUUCGAGCAAAAAACGCGAAGUCGCAGAGACAUUAAUGAAGUUCCUAAAGAAAAGGAAAGUAUUACUCUCAGAGGAGAAUCCAGGAUUCCAGUAUUAUUAUCGCGUGAGCGUCCCAAAAUAACAUCGCAAAAUCGUGAAAAAUCCUUCAAUUUGGAAUAUGUCAAUUCUAAUUCGCGAAAGCAAACGACAGAUAUGUUAGACAGUAAUCGAAAUCGAAUAAAUUUGCGACAGGAAAAUGUCGGAUCGUAUGCAGCGAUAUAUCAACGGCGAAAACGUUUUCAACAAGAAGAAAGUCAGAUUUUAAAUCAAACAUUUGAUUCACAUACUAGUGGUUAUCGGCCAGCCUCUUAUACGAAAGCUUUGGGAACAAAUAGAGAAUACAAUGAUACUGCAGGAAACAGUGAGGCAAUUUUUUCGGACGACAAUUCGCACGGUUAUAACAGAUUCGUGGACACCGAUAAAUUUACGAACGAAAACGAAAGUUUUAAUUACGCGGGAGGACGUCAACGUUCGCUAUCCAGAAAUAUGCAGCAACAAACACUCGUCGAGGCAUAUAACUCGAUUCUCGAGCGCCAAAGAAAGCUCAUGGAUAGAAAUGUCUAUCGGCCGUUACGAACUCCUCCAAAUCCAUCGACCCGCUUGUAUCAGGACUCUCAGAAUCUGGAUACGCAAAUUCCUGCGGAUAGGAACGCGAGACACUGGCCUAAGAAUCGUAGAACGAAAGAUGUGGCAGCGGCACAGCAAAGAACCGAGAUGGACUUAAUUUCAUCAAAUUCGCAGGAGAAUAGGUGCUCUCUUUCAGAAAGUUUCGCCAGUCCUCAUCGUAGAAGAUUGCGAUCAUUAUCCCCGUCACAACUCCACCGAUCGCGACAUUUUGUCAAAUUGACUUCCAACAGAUUUCACGCCGCGUCGAUGUACGACAUUAAUAAGGCGACGAUGGUGAAUGAAGAGGAGUACAAUGUACGAAACAGGCGUCAUUUCUCGCCCGACGCGAAAGGCUACCACGUACAAAAUUCGAACAAGGAGGAAUCGCGGUACCAAGAGUUUCUGCGUUCCUUCUCAAUCGGCGCGCGCGAACGUCCGAAAAGCGCAAGCAGUUCGUCAUCGGACGUUUCCAGGAAUGAUCGACCGGAACGAGGAGAAGAUCAGGACGCGACAUUACGAGAUUACAAUGGCAAUGACAAUAGCGGAUCGUCGACCCCGCGGAGUCAGAACGCUGGCGAUCCGGCGUUCGACGUUAUCACGCAACAGACGGCGAAUCGUCAGAGCACCGCUCGCGACGACGUCGAUUCCUUUUUCACACCAUUGGAUAUCAACAAAAUGGAAUACCCAAUCGCAACGGCAGAAGCAUCGACCGUGGACGAAGUGUCAAAGGAAUGGAGCAGCGAGGAUGACAUGAAACCGGCGAGUCGAAUCGGAUCGAUUUCCAGGCAUUCAAAUCACAAUGAGCUAAUAACCGUGGAUGAAAAUUGCAAUAGAAGUACAGAAAGCAGCUCUGGCGUUCCCGAACAACCGGAGGACGACAGGUCGAGCGCGCGAAGAAGGUCAGUCGUGUCCGCGUUAUCGAACGAGCGGAUUCUACCCUACGAAGACACGAAGAUAUUCAAGGAAUCGCUACAAUCGAAGGUUACAUUCAGUCCCAAGAGAUCAGAAUCACUAUACCUGACGUCUCACAUUCACAGUGCUCAUCACUCGCCAAUCUCUAACUCACCGAUCAAGCGAAAUUCUCGCUGCGAUUCGCGCAAUUUGAUCGAGGAUUCAAGGGAUUUCAGUGAGGAGAGAAUAAUCGCUUCCAUAGUACCUGACGAGAAUGCUUCCAUUCGAUCAUUGGACACCGUUGGUCAUCCACCCAUAGACAUCAGCAUGGUCGGUGAUUCACCGGCAAUUAUCAUCGCAUCGAGGCCCCAUUCUCACGAAACCGUCGAGUACGAGAACGCGAGAAGUGUCGAAAAUGAUAACUCACAUAAUAAAAUUAAUACUCAGGAGUCCACGGAAGAAGAAUCGAGCGUAAACGAUGCUUUGGAGGACAUACAAAGUAAAGACAGCGCGAGCGAAACGAAUAUGGAGCCAGGAAUAUUGAAGAUUGAGUCUGAAUCUGCAGAAGAUGUCGAAUCGCGUAGAAGAAUGCCCUCGAAAGUACCAGUGCGCGGUUCUAGUAGGUGUCGAAUGCCUUCCAACAAGAGAGUUAUAGAGAAGCCCUCAGAAAAAUCCAAACGGAUGGUACAGCAAUGCUUUUCGCAGCUUGAGAAUAAAGACUGGGAAAUAACGAUGAAAGGUCUGAAAGCCCUGUCACAGAUCUCGAAGCAGCAUCCGGAGGGCUUGGACGUCUGUGUGGCCGGAACGAUAGGAAGGCUUUUAGGGCGACACAUAAAGAAUCUUCGAUCGCAAGUAGCACGAGCCGCAUGUCUCGCUGCCGGUGACGUUUUCAGCUCUCAGAUACGGGGUAUUGAUCAGGAUCUGGACGACAUAGCUGGACCGUUGCUUCACAGAACAGCCGACACGAAUCGAUUUCUUCGAUCGGACAGUAACUCAGCGCUGGAUCAGAUGAUGCAGUAUCUUCCGCCUCAUAAAACCAUCGGUAUCAUCGUACUUCGAGGAGCCGGUCAUCAAAACGCUAUCGUUCGCGCGGCGACCGCACGACUGUUGUCGGACAUCACCGAUCGCAUUGGACCUGAUCAUAUUAUGAUCUUACCACGCGACGUGAGGGACAAGUUGCUAAACGCGGGCGCAAAGUUGUUGAUGGAUGGAAAUCUAGACGCAAGGAAUCAUGCAAAAAGGAUGUUUCGGCGACUGACUCGCUGCGAAGGCUUUCGUAAAGCGUUGACGGACGCGGUGCCCGAAACGACGUUGAGACACAUCGACAAAACUAUGAAGACCCUAUAAUUGAACGUUCGGUUAAAUCUGCAUUCGAUGUAAUCUAGCCGUCUUACCGUUGCUCGGACUAUCUCAAAAGACUGUUUAUCACGCAGGAUGUUUUUACGAUUCGUUAGAAGCCAAUUUUAUGGCAUAGACAUGAAUUUUCUACAACGUAUACGCCGAAAAAGAUGUCGACAAGUAGUCAUAUAAAUAACUUUUCUUUCCUCCGCGCUGUAUAUUUACCUCCUCGAAAUUAAAUGGAGCGAGAGAUGUGAUUUCGAAGAUCAGGAGUCAAAGAAGGUACAAGAAAAACCCGAGGAGCGUCCCCAUCUUCGCGUCAUGACUUCGAUCUUGCUUUUUCAUCGACGAAUUUAUCGCGCGACGAAGUUUUGAUACUUGUAACUUUAAUACAUAUACGCAUGUAUAAUAAUUUUUUAUAUGAUUGUAUAAAGGAUGCGCUUUGGCGCAAAUACAUUGGAGAACUGUGCCUUCACGUUGGUGAUCAUAAAUUACGCAAUUGUAGCUCAAUUACAUUGUAAUGUUCAUGAAGCGUCGUCAAUGUGACAAAAAUUGUCAUGUGUUUCGAAAAGAGUAAAUGACGUUGUCUCGCUAUUGUCUUCACCAACUCUAUAUUAACGAGUUGCAGGAAGAAAAAAAAAAUAUAUAACGGAAAUUUUCCUGAGGAAAGGAGUUCAUUGCUGACGGCAAUGAAUCUAUUUCAGAAUCGCUAAUGCUUUCGCGAGUCGAAAGUUUAGAUUUGUUAAUUCCAUAUAUUUUUUUGUUGUAAAUUCGAUUGUUACUCUCUAAUAUAUUUUGGACUCUCGGAAAAUAUAAGAGAAAAAAAAAUAUCGGAGAGCGUCUAUAAAUUUUAUAGAACACGAAAAUCAGGUGCUGAAAGUUUAGAAUAUGUUUAUAAGAAAAAUUAUAUAGAAAGAAUUCGUCCGAAUUAUUCGACUCUGAUGUCUAAACUGAGCAUCGUAUA
Messenger RNA from Trachymyrmex septentrionalis, 7210 nucleotides. RefSeq lists its product as uncharacterized. Gene Ontology annotation, biological process: microtubule cytoskeleton organization. Gene Ontology annotation, molecular function: microtubule binding. Gene Ontology annotation, cellular component: cilium; cytoplasmic microtubule. The transcript has 26 exons. The coding region runs from base 1 to 6255 and encodes 2084 amino acids. Lineage: Eukaryota; Metazoa; Arthropoda; Insecta; Hymenoptera; Formicidae. The record is from RefSeq and is a predicted model, not a curated record.